CUUCGCUCUCAUUGGCGGAGACAGACGAGGUGCAACACCAAUCAAAUACAAAUCUCGUCAGUAGUGGAAAAAUGGCCGCCUUACCGUCACCGACCCAGGUGGCUGGGAGUCAUUAUCAAAUAUAUGAAGCCUUCUAUAAUCAGGUGGAUCCCACUAAUUCUGGCACUAUCGGAGCCUUAGAGGCUGCAAAGUUCUUGAAAAAAUCAGGAUUAUCCGAUGUCAUUCUGAGAGAUAUUUGGGAUCUCUCCGAUCCAAAUGGGAAGGGUUUCCUGACUAAACUUGGAUUCUUUGUCGCUUUGAAACUAGUCUCCUUAGCUCAAGCAGGGAAAGAAAUCUCAACAGCAAAUAUCACUGUUGAUGCUCCUCCGCCAAAGAUGGGGGACGUAUCUGUAAUGAGUAAUUCAUCCUAUCCAGCUGCUCCUAUGGCUGCACCAAUGGUACCUCCAAUGGUUCCUCCAAUGGUACCGCCUAUGGUACCACCCAUGGUAGCCCCACUGGUAGCAAACGCGAGUGAUUGGACCAUCAAACCAGUGGAAAGAAUGAAGUACGAUAAACUGUAUGACAUGAUGCAGCCAAUCAACGGCAUUGUACCUGGGAACAAGGUCAAACAGCUACUAAUUGAUUCAAGGCUACCCACUGAUGCCUUGGGUAAAAUAUGGGACUUGGCAGAUAUGGACAAGGAUGGUUCUUUUGAUAAGCAUGAGUUUACUGUGGCAAUGCAUUUAGUUUACAAAGCACUAGAAAAACAAGCGGUCCCUGACGUACUACCACCAGAGCUGCUGCCCCCGACGAUCAAGCGAGACUCAGUUUCAAUACCAGGCUUGCCUCCAAACGCUGUCCCAGUGCUUCCAAUUAUUCCGACUGACAUUGCGAAACCCGUUCAGCCGGUUCAGGCAGUCCAGCCCCCUGUAGCUGCAAUUCCAUGGGUCGUGACACCUGAAGAGAAAACUAGGUUUGAUGCACUAUUCACUCAGUCUGAUUUUGACAAGGAUGGUUUCGUAUCGGGUGCUGAAAUCAAAGAUGUAUUCCUCAAGUCAGGAGUACCCCAAGAAGUGCUCGCAGACAUCUGGAACCUCUGUGAUACAGGGCAACAAGGGAAGUUGAACAGCGAACAGUUUGCCCUUGCAAUGUGGUUGAUCAACAGGAAAUUGAAAGGAUUUGAUCCUCCAAAAGCUCUCACUCCUGAAAUGGUGCCUCCUUCGUGUCGUGCAAAACCGCAGGCUGCUGAAUUGACAACAACAACUCCGUACUCAAACCCUGAAAUUGAGAUGAUUAGCAAAGAUAUUGAAGCUCUAGCUAAAGAAAAACUGAAUCUAGAAACGGAAAUAGCCACAAAAGAGGCUGAAAUCAAUAUCAAAUCUGGAGAAAUUAAAAGUUUACAGGGUGAGCUGGACGCUUUAUCUGCAACUCUGAAGCAAUUAGAACACCAGAGAGGAGAGGCGCAGAAUAGACUGAAUGAUUUGCGGAAUCAGAGCGCGCUAGUUGAGUCUGAAUUAGCCGACGUCAAUUUGGAGUUGAAAGCAGAACAAGCUCAGGUGGACAAACUCCGCACCCAAGCCGAAGAGCAGGAAACCAUGCUAAAAUCUCAAGAAGCGGAACUGAACUCGAAGAAACAAGAACUGGAGGGACUCAAAAACGAAGAAAUCCGACUGGAGCAGCAGCAAAAUGAAUUCAAAAAUAAGAUAGACUCAAUUAAUUCAAGUCUCCAAGAGUCACAACUACAAAUUAGUCAGGUAAAAGCUAAAGUAUCAGCACUAGAGGAAACCCAGCGGCAGAUGAAAGAUGCUAUAGCAUUAGCCGAUUCAGCGAUAGCAAGUGGCGAUGCUUCGGGCAUUUCUGAGUCUUCUCUUAGUAUCGAACCUGAAUUUAGAGACUCAUCUUAUACCAAAAUUCUUCAAGAAACCAGUCAGAAAAAUGUGUUCUCAGACAAUAAAGGUGCAUUUGAUAACUCUCAAACUAAGAGUGAUGAUAGUUUUGUAAAUAAUAAUGCUUUUAAAACUGAUCCUUUUGCUAGUUCUAAUCCUGAUCCAUUUUCAUCAUCGAGUGAUCCGUUUGCAUCACAAUUUCCAAACAAACCAUCUGAUGGUUUUACGACAGACCCAUUCAAUUCAUUUGGCGGCGGAGCUAAACCAAGCAAUAAGACUGACCCAUUCGGCGACACCUCAAGGGCUGGAGCAAAGACGCCUGCUGACCAAACGGACAAAGACGCUUUUGGUUGUGACCCGUUUGCUAUUCUCCACGCUCCUACAGCUGCGACUUUAUCAACGCACCCCUCUGCCGCGCCCCCUCGGCCUGAAAGUCCUAGUCCUGCGUUGCCUCCGAAGAAGAGCAAGCAACCUCCUCCGAGGCCGGCCCCUCCUCGACCAGCACAAGGCCCCAACAUCCACCACUCAACACCUGCACCGGCAGCCACAACCAACGACCCCUUCGCACCGUUCAAUUCCUCCAACAACAGUUCCAUCAACGAGUUUGCUGACUUUUCGAAUUUUAACAACAAGUUUUCCGACACAGCAAGUACCCUAAGUCGACUGAGCUCAACCUCUAGUUCCCUUAAUCGCUCAACUCUAGAAUUCACGGAAGAUCCUUUCAGAGACUACAGAUAUGAGGACCCUUUCAGUAUUGCCGACCCGUUCGAAGACACAGACUCUUCUGUCGAUGUCCCAUCCAAACCAUCCCAUAACAAAAUCUUCAGUAAUUUCAACGAUGCAUUCGGCUCGGGUUUCGAUGAUGUUUUCAAAAACAACAACAUCAAUAAAAAGUUAAAUGGUUUGUCACUGGAUAACUCGCCGCUGCCAUCGGAAGAAGAGCAGCUAGCAUGGGCUGCAGCUGAAAGUUUGAAACUCGAAGAAGAACGGAAAAAAAACUCAGCGCAAGCCAAAGCAGACAUGGAACUUGCUCUGAAACUUAGCAAAACUACAAGCAAAAAAAAGAGGUUCUUCUCUUGACAUGUAAAAGUUUAAAUGACCCCUGGAUUGUAGAGGAAGUUUUGUUCAUGAAAUGAACUUAACAAAAUGUAGUUGUUUGAUUUGAGAGGGAAUAAUCUGAGUCCAUUAGAGUGUUACUGUUAACUUCUCAAAUUUUCCUAAAAUGUAUUCUAUCGUCAAUGUAUUUAUACUAUUAGAUCAAAUUAAAUUUUUUCAGUGUUAACUUUCCAUGCUUGCCUAACCAUAGUCCAAAAAUCUUUUAGUUGUAUGCUUUUCAUCCUACAGUAUUCAUUGUUCUGUUAUCUAAUAUGAAAUAAUGUCAUGCACAGAUGAAUAUUUAUGCAAAGAGCCGAGUAUGAGAACUUAUCCAUUUUUUACAUCUUUUUGUGUGAGCAAAAGUCUUGAAUUUUCAGAGAACUGAACAGACUAGAUCAGGCUUAAUCGACGUGGUUUUUCAAGAUUUCUUAGUAGCUGUUGCUUCCAAUUGCGGAUAAUUGUUUCUUUCGAGAGGUAUAUCUAGAAUGAGCUCCCAUUGAUAAUAUACAUUUUAUAUUACCCUCAUAUUUUACCGAAUCAUGUUAAAUUUUUAUCAUUACAUCUCGUGCUUGUCCAAAAAUUAUAAAUCGCAGAGUCGGCUGAAAAUUAAUUUGAAAGGGCCUCAAAAUAUUCUCAAAUUGUGACAAAGAAUGUGUUCAUUAAUUUUGUUGGACUGAAAAUGCUCCCAAGUUUCGGGUAACAUUGCUCUGUUUUGCACUCCUCUCGCUAAUAGUUCUCAGUUUACAUUUGUUCAGAAUUUCGCCCUGUGUUUUUUUUUUCCAUCUUUACCAUAAAAAACAUAUUUUUGGACAGUAAAGGAACAAUUUCAAAAUGGACUCAGAUUUUUCAUUUGUAGGCAUUUUCAAAAGAAGAGCAAUAAGAGCAUACGUGAAACUUUCCCUCUGUUUUCAAUUCAUCGUCUAUCCUGAGUAGUGAACAAUUGCUUUUUAUCUUUAAGUGUCAAGGAGGAUGAUGAAGAAUUUUAGGUUCUCAGCUCAUGCUAAGUUCAUUGUUUUUUAGGUAGUUUAAGAGUCCAGUGAACUGAAUUUGAGGCUGUAUUCUGCAUUCCGUUGAUUCCGUCUAAAUGUUUCUCUUGUCUGAAUUUUGAACGUCUUGCUUUUGUUGUUGUUUUCAAAAUUCUGUUUCCCCAACUGGGAAUUUUAGUUUUGUUAUUUUGUUUAGUCCAUACUAUCAAAUUUGGGUCACCCUCGCCAAUAUUAAGUGGCGGUACUUUUCCUAAAAAUUGUAUCAAUAAACUGUGUCAUACUAAGUCAGUGAUAGAAUGCUCCAUUUAUGUAGACUUCUCUCAACUUUUGUGGGAGAAUCGCCCCUAAGUUUAUUGUUUGUUUGCUACACUAUUUGAUGAAAGUAGCUAGUUGGUCAGUUGUUCCAUUUGUUACCUAGGUGUGGAAACUCCAUGUAUACUAUCAUAAUUUUUAUUUAUUUCCUCAAUACUUUUUGUUUCAAGUCAUUUCAAGCACCAAGAUAAAUGUAUAGCUCUCAUUCUGUAAUACUCAGUUUUAAGGCAAAGCCAUUUCAUUUGAAGGGCAUCCUUGGUUAAAUCUUUUUAGGGUUAGAGUUCACGCAAAAUAAGUUAACGCACUUCUAGACCGCAACAGAGGAUCCGCCAUCUUGAUUCUUGCAUUCUUUUUCCAUGCUGAAUCAACGUCGGAUGAUCUUCUGUCGCAGUCUAAAAGUCCUUUAUCUUAUGAGGCAUGGACACCAGUGGGUGUCAAGUUGUUAAUUUUAAUCGAAAUUUCCGAGUACGAUACAAGAGUUCUAUGCUUUUCCUAAUUUUAAUCUUGAGGAACUACUGUCGAGAAUUUUUUUUACUCCCUUAUUUCUUUAUCUUUCUAACCGUAUUUUUUUGUCUGUGAAUCACAUAUCUUCAUCAUGAAGGAAAGAUUGAUACUUUCUACAAAAGAACAAAAUUGAAAUGUAUUCUUUUUUACUGUUGCAAAGAUACCAACAUUUGGCUCAGUAAAAAUUCUUGUCUGAGAAUUAUCAACUAGAGCAUUUCUCUUAGUGUGAAAAUCCCAAAAUAUCUUUCGAGAACAGCAUUAUGUGUACUUGUAAGUUCUAUCUCUGAAUCAUUUUUCAGUCACUAUAGUUUGAUUAUGAAGAAAGUCAAUGUUAUCUUCUUGUAGGAAACAAAAUUUAAUGGUUUUUAAACUAAAAUAAUAUAAUUCACAAAAUUUCAACAAGACAUCAGAAAACAGCUACUGAGUCAAAGCAUAGUAGUAUGACCGUUUAGGGUAGUAUUCUAUCGGCAAGCCAGUUUUAUUUCGUUAAUUUUUCUCUUUUCUCUUGAAAUUAAUUUAUGAACGAUUGACGGCAACUUCAGAAUUUGUCGCCACAUUUUUGGCUAACUUGCCGUAAGGGUGACUUAGAAUUAGAACUUCAUGUUUGCUUUUUGUUAUUUACAGUAUUGUUACCCAUGUUUUUUCCUCUUUUUUUUAAAAAUAAACUAAUGUUAUUGUUCGUUAAGAAAAAUUCAAAAUCCAUCAGUUUAUGGACAAAAAAGGGAUUGACACACGUUUUGCUCAAUGCCUAGUUAUAAUGCUGCUCAAUCGCAUCAAGUGCUCAAAACAUGGGAGACUAAAAGUACAUUUCGCCUGUAACAUUGCAAAAAUGUGUAUCUUGAUUACAGUGUUUCUAAAUCUCUGCUCCCAUUUUAGUUUAUCCAAGAAAAACAACAGGGUUGCCAUAGUUAGGGAAAACCGGGAAGUGCCAGAUAAUUUUGAAAAGACAAGGAAAAUGACGAAAGUGUGAGGGAAAAAUUGUUUAGUCACGUUUAUUCGCUUUCUAGAAUAGAUUUGACAUUUCGAACUACAAAUUUUGCCUGAAAAUUAUGUCUUUCUAACAAUCUGGCAUACCUUCAAUAAUAGGGAAUUGUACCAAAAUGUGUCCGGGAAAUCAGAGAAAUUUCAGAAAAUUUCAUUUUCUAAAUUUAGUGGAAACCCUGAGAACAAACCAACACUAUUACCUGACAUUUUCACAAAACAUUCUUCUUUUGAAGAAGAAAAAUCAGGGAAGUUUUAAGAAAUUAUUUCCAGUAUUUUUCCAUUUGAAAAAUAAAUUACAUAUGACAGGCAGUUAGCAGUGUUGUAAAUCUAGAUAGACAUUUUUGCAGUUUCACUGUAGAUUUGGAAUAGCUCAUUGAUUAGUGAAACCCAUGUAUGUAAGUCAAAGCUGCAUGGCUAAAAUCUUAAAAUUGUUAAAUUCUUCCUGUUCGUUAAAGACUUUUGCAAAACAAAAAGUUGAAGCCCUUUUCAUCCAACGUGACUGAUAAAUUGGCAGAAUUCAAUUUGACUGAUGGCCAAUAAAAUGAUUUUGCUCUCACUCUUCACAGUAACGGUACAAACAAUCUUUAAAAAAAUACUGGCUCCAGUUUUGUGAUGAUCUUAGCCAUGUUUGAAAAAUUUGGAUCUCUCCAAACUCUGACAGAAGCACUCAAAAUAUCUUUUGUGAAGUCAAAUUAACUCUCCACUGAUUUUUUAGAAACUAUGUGUCUCUCUCAGACUAUACAUGAGUUAUCAAGAGACAGAGAAAAAAAAAAGAGACUUGGUGCACAACACUGCAAAUCAUGUUUUUUCAAAAUUUUAUUUCAUUUUUCUUUCAACAAAUCAGAGGAGCUUUUUAAAAAUGAAGAAUCAAUACUAAAUUCUCAUCGUCUAUCUCAGCGAUCAAAAUUAGUACAACGUUUAAAAUCAUAUGAUCAGUUGAACAAACUAUAAAACCAACAAUUGCUUUUGAUCACUUGCAUGUUUGUAUGUGAAUAAUUAUUUCCUGUCAAGUGAACUCAAGAGAAAAUGAUUCUGGUAAAAAUUAAAAAAUUAUGACCACUUAUGCUGUACUCAAGUAACAUGAGGAAUUUCUUUACUUUUUUGAGCUAGAUAAUGAAAUAUUGACCGAAAUUUUUCUGUUUUUUAGAUCACUGUGCAAGAUCUUCUAAUGCCUUGUGAAAUUUUCUUAAAAGUUCGUCAAAUGAGUCUUAUUUUUACGAAACCAUAGUAUGCUAGUAGUAAGAUGCAUAUCUUAAGAUUUAGUGACCCACCCUAUUUUUUCAGCAGCACUUCCUGUAGAAAAGCGAGAUUUCCUACUAGAAAAUUUCAGUUCAUAUCUGUGGACAUCAGUUCAGCUGUUUUGAUUCUGAACGUUAACACGUCAGUGAUUGAAUUGAAUUGGUAAUCAGUUUGAUUCCCUAUCUUUUGAUUGAUGUAAUCUUAUUCCAAUAAGAACCAAAUACCUUGAAGUUAUAUCGAUCAAACCAUAGUCAAAUAUCUAAUUAAUUGUCAGUUACUCGUACCUAAUUUAUUUUUUUGUAAAUAUUGUUUAGCUAAAUUUUGUCACUCCAAAUGCUUCAUUUAUUUGUUUCCUCUUCGCCUUUUUGGCGCAAGGAGAAUGUUUGGCAUCCAGGACUUGUUUUAUACCCUUUCUAUCAUGAUCUUCGCAGACUAUUCACUCGGUGUAUUGUAUCUAUCCACCAGACAUCAGAUACAGUCGCCAAUAUCAUUCUCUUAUUAUCUGAAUGCACCUCUCAAUGGGAUACGAAAUUAAGAACCACAAUGGUCUCUUUACCAACUUUUUACGCAAAAUAUAAGGGACACGUGAGCAGGCACUUUCAAAUUUUAACUUGUAGGUUAGAAAAUAACCGUUUUUGUCUCCGUUAAUUUCCACUUCUCGUUCACAAAGUCUAUGCAAGUCUAAUCGGGCACAAGAGUAAUUUCCGUAUUUUUCACAAUAAAAGAAUUUUUCUAUCUAUAAACUUUUUUUUGAUCAAAUUAAUGUUACUUUGUAUCAGAAAAGGAAGAAAAUAUGUGUGAAACUAAGCUUUAGUUAUUUCCCUAAUGUAUAGGUUGAUUUCAAUGCCCAAUUCACCCUAUUUCAACCAUGGUUUUUUUUUGCAAGCGGUUAAGUUGAAAUGUACUGUUUUAAAUUGUUUAUAAUUUGAAGCAAGAACUUUUAUUUCUAAUUUACGAGUUACCUUUAAAAGUUUUCGAUACAUCUAACGUUUUCUGCAUAAAAUUUUUAUCAUAAAACAUGCUAGUGCUUAAUUUCUCACCUUGUUCAGUGGUCCAUUGAAUCAGCCAUUUCAAAAACAGCCUCUCUCCUUUUCUGUACUGUGUUCUUUUCAAUCUUUUUAGUUGAAUUCAGACUAUUCUUGAGUUCUGUUUUUUGCUAGCUAAAAAAAAAUCCUCAAGUUUUUAUCAAGACCUCUAGCAAAAUAAAAAAUGUAGAACACCUAGCACUCACUGAAAAUAGAGAUCGGAAAAAAUGUUUUAAGAGAAAGAGAUAAGAUGUUCCAGAAAUUGCUUAUUCUUUUAGGACGGAAAGUUUUUUUAACCCAAAAAAUAAAAUGAAAAUAACUUUCUGAACACUUCCUGAAUAUUUGUCAGUCAAUGAGGUGAUGUUCGGUGCAUUGCCUGAUUUUUAAAAUUAUGUUUAACUAACCUUUAAGAGUAGCCUGUAAUAAAGUACAAAGUAUUAAAAGGCGUAUUCUAAAAGUCAAGGAAAGAAACGGACUCUAUCUUAAUAGUUAAAUUUUUGAUCAGUCUGGUUUUUUUCCAAAGCUAAAAUGAGGGUAGAAAAUUUAAAUUACAGGAUAACUCUCUCAGAGAUUUUUGUAGCUUCUGUUCCUCGGAUUUAGCAUCCGUUUCUUCUCUUAAAACUAUUGGAAUGUGUCUUGGAAUCUUUUGUACUCAGAUUUAGAUCGAAAUACCUAGAUUGUUCACAAACAGUAUACUGACAGUAUAACUCGAGCAUCUUUAAAUUAGUAACAGUCCCUGGAGUAGAUUUUACUUCAGCUGUGCAGUUCAGAGGUGUGUUGAACGUUCAAUAAGAAUCCUUCAACAGCUUUUUGUAGGUUUUAUAAAUCCUCGGGCUUGUACCCAGCAAUGUGUUGAGCAGAGACACUAUAUUUUUUAGUGAAUUUUAUUGAAAUCGCUGUUUUAACAAAUUAUUUGUACUACUUCCAUGCCGUAUCUAGGCGUGGUAAAAGCUCUCUUUUCUAUUAUUUCUUUCGGCUCUCUUCAUCCAGUAUAUGCACUCAGGGAGAUACAUCAUGCCUCUAUCUGUGAGACCUUAGAAAAGUCAACCGAAGGUCAAGUUCUAAAUUAUUGUCUCUUCUGUCUAUUUGUCACAAAAUUAUUUUCUUUCUAAGUAUUAAAUUAUUUGCAUAAAGAUCGAGAGCAGUAAGAACACGCUAAUACCCUCAAUAAAGACCUUGGAUAAAAUCUUUCAUUUUUGCGCUGUCUGACUCGUAUAUUAUACAUCUUGCUUAUGUAACCACUCAAAGUUACAAGCUUCUGUCUCAUAAGAAACUUUGUGCCUCUGGUUUUAUGGUAGAACGCAUAAAGACUGUAUCUAUUGCAGGUGAAUUAAGAAAAGUUCAAAAACUAUUAUUACAGCGAAGCCAAGCAAUAUACCCUCGCGAGCUCAAUUAUUAUCCUUGCAAAUACUGAAAUUGCUAGUUAUUCUCUCAAAUGACACUCAUCAUCUGACUAUCAAGUCAAAAGAAGAAUAUCUCAUCGCUCUUACGAACUUUUACCAGGGGUUGUCUCUAAUUACGCCUCACUCGCAUCUCACUAAACGAACGCUAGUUUAGUUCAAGUUUUUGCGUGACAGUACAACAUUCAAAAAUAUUUCCCAAGGCCCCAAAUAGUAGCUUGUCAGUAAAAGUGUGUACUUUCAGUAAGAAUUGGUUUUCACCUCAAUUCUGCUAAACUUGAAUCCCUAAAAUCACUGAUCUUAUUCUGUUGUCAAUACAGCAGCCUCCUAAUAUUCGUAAUUCUAUACAGUUGCAUAAUUUUUCUUGGCAGGGCGGCUUUACACUUAGGAUAAUUAUGUUACUAUAAUGCGAUGUGCUCUUGUUCAUAACGGAAAUACUGGUGCCGUAUUUUUUGUGUGCAAGUUUUCAAAAAAACAUCAGUUGCUUUGAUAAUUUUGGAGCUCAAUUUAUAGCUAUUUAACAGCAACGUCGCCUGACACCGCAGCUGUUUUGUUUGAUGAGAUUUUUUGUACUUAUUCAACGUGACUUGUCUGCGCAUUUUAUUUCAUACUUGUUUGAACCAUAACGUACUUGUUAUGUGAAAUAUGAUGUAUGUAUUUUAUUAUGUAUAUUUCUGUUACCUCUAUGUUAUCUAAAUGUAAGUUUACUUUAAAAUGUAUUUAUUUAUGUAUAUUUAAUUAAAGUAAUAACUUCAAGUUGUUUCGAAAAA
Molecule: messenger RNA, 10180 nt
Organism: Bemisia tabaci
Lineage: Eukaryota; Metazoa; Arthropoda; Insecta; Hemiptera; Aleyrodidae
Gene: Eps-15
Product: Epidermal growth factor receptor pathway substrate clone 15
Biological process (GO): endocytosis; endosomal transport
Cellular component (GO): clathrin coat of coated pit; plasma membrane; cytoplasm
Molecular function (GO): cadherin binding; calcium ion binding
Source: RefSeq, a predicted model, not a curated record